AAAAGCAGCAAGAGCUUCUACUUUGGCCACAAGUAUCUGCUUGGGACACAUUUCAGCCCUCUCUCCCCUCUCCCCAAGGAGCUCUGGGACCUUUGGGAGUCCUGUCACAUUCGGUCAAGGGCCUGCGAGGACCACACGUCUCUCAGAAUCUCCACAAGGUGCUGAACAUGACAAGGGACGAAGCUCUGCCAGACUCACAUUCUGCACAGGGAUUCUAUGAGAACUACGAGCCCAAGGAGAUCCUGGGCAGGGGAGUUAGCAGCGUCGUUAGGCGUUGCAUCCACAAGCCCACGUGCCAGGAGUAUGCUGUGAAGAUUAUCGACAUCACCGGUGGGGGCAACUUCAGCCCCCAGGAGGUGCGGGAGCUUCGAGAGGCCACGCUGAAGGAGGUGGAUAUCCUGCACAAGGUCUCAGGACACCCAAACAUCAUACAGCUGAAGGACACUUACGAGACCAACACUUUCUUCUUCUUGGUGUUUGAUCUGAUGAGGAGAGGGGAGCUCUUUGACUACCUCACGGAGAAGGUCACCCUGAGUGAGAAGGAAACCAGGAAGAUCAUGAGAGCCCUGCUGGAGGUGAUCUGCACCUUGCACAAACUCAACAUUGUACAUCGGGAUCUUAAGCCUGAGAACAUACUCUUGGAUGAUAACAUGAACAUCAAGCUCACGGACUUUGGCUUUUCCUGCCAGCUGCAACCAGGAGAGAAGCUGCGAGAGGUCUGUGGGACCCCCAGUUACCUGGCCCCUGAGAUCAUUGAGUGCUCCAUGAAUGAGGACCAUCCGGGCUAUGGAAAAGAGGUGGACAUGUGGAGCACAGGGGUCAUCAUGUACACCCUGCUGGCCGGCUCCCCACCUUUCUGGCACCGGAAGCAGAUGCUGAUGCUCAGAAUGAUCAUGAGUGGCAACUAUCAGUUUGGCUCACCCGAAUGGGAUGAUUAUUCGGACACAGUGAAGGACUUGGUUUCCCGCUUUUUGGUGGUAAGCCCCCAGCGCCGCUAUACAGCAGAGGAGGCCUUGGCCCACCCCUUCUUCCAGCAGUAUGUGGUGGAAGAAGUACGGCACUUCAGUCCCCGGGGGAAAUUCAAGGUCAUCGCUCUAACAGUGCUGGCUUCAGUGCGGAUCUACUACCAGUACCGCCGGGUGAAGCCUGUGACCCGGGAGAUUGUCAUCCGGGACCCCUAUGCCUUGCGGCCUCUGCGCCGACUCAUCGAUGCCUGUGCUUUCCGAAUCUACGGCCACUGGGUGAAGAAGGGGCAGGCGCAGGACCGGGCUGCCCUCUUUGAGAACACACCCAAGGCUGUGCUCCUUUCCCUGGCUGAGGACGACUACUGAGGGGUUGGCAGGUGGAGGGCAGGUGGGGUGGGGGCAGGCAGGCAGAGGAAACCACGAAAUAGAAGUCAA
This is a messenger RNA of Talpa occidentalis (Iberian mole), 1400 nucleotides long. It is a transcript of the gene PHKG1, whose product is annotated as phosphorylase kinase catalytic subunit gamma 1. The transcript has 10 exons. Lineage: Eukaryota; Metazoa; Chordata; Mammalia; Eulipotyphla; Talpidae. Gene Ontology annotation, molecular function: ATP binding; calmodulin binding; phosphorylase kinase activity. The record is from RefSeq and is a predicted model, not a curated record. Gene Ontology annotation, cellular component: phosphorylase kinase complex. Bases 168 to 1331 code for a protein of 387 amino acids. Gene Ontology annotation, biological process: glycogen biosynthetic process; protein phosphorylation.